UUUCCCAGCUUCCCCGAUUCAUCCCGUGACACUAACUAGGACCAGGACUGCAGAGUGGGUGCUUUUGCAGCAGCGUUUGUCCAGCCCUCACCGGCUCUGGACCCAGCGCCAUAAUCGGACAUCGCUCCAUCAUGGAAGAAGCAGACCGAAUCCUCAUCCAUUCCCUGCGCCAGGCUGGCACGGAAAUUCCUCCAGAUGUGCAAUCUCUGCGGGCCUUCAACACGGAGAUGGCCGUAGAAGCUGUGGUGCGUUGCCUGCGAGUGAUCAAUCCUCCUGUGGGCUCUGGCCUCAGUCACCUGUUGCCGCUUGCCAUGUCUGCACGCUUCCGCCUGGCCAUGAGUCUGGCUCAGGCCUGUAUGGACCUGGGCUACCCACUGGAGCUGGGCUACCAGAACUUCCUGUACCCCAGUGAGCCUGACCUCCGGGACCUCCUGCUCUUCUUGGUUGAACGUCUGCCCACUGAUACCUCUGAGGAUGCAGACCAGCCUGCAGGUGACUCAGCUAUCCUCUUCCGUUCCAUUGGCGGUGAACUUGGGCAGCAGAUGACCCUGUCCUCGGUCCCAUCCCGCCAUUACAUUCCUGAUCUGGAAAACCUCCAGGACACGGUUCCGGAGAAGCUUUUUCAUUUCAGCAAGGUGAUCAUGGCCGAGAUGAACUCUAAAGCAGAGCUCCGGGAGUAUCAGGCCAGCGCCCAGCUGCUGCCAGCUUCUAAGCAGGUGCCCGAGGCUCCUGAGAGGGCAACAUCAUUCCUGGAAUGCCACACUUUCCAGCUCAGCGAUUUCACAGGCCAGGACCAGCCUGGGAAUGAAGGCUGGGUCCUCCACGCACCCUGCCAUCCCACUCAGGAGGACACAUGGGCGCAGCAGCAGCAGCAACUGAAGAAGUACAUGGCUGAACAUCUGCGCCAGACCUCCAGCCAGCUGGAAGCCCUUGAACCCGAGCAAGACUUGGGAGAAAUGCUGCAGGCCUGGGGCGGCAGGGAUGACACCGAUGUUCCCAAGGGCUCCCGCUUUAUGCACUCGGAGAAGUUCACCUUUCAUGGGGAGCCUGAGGCCCAGGCAGCUGCAGUGUCAGAUGUGCUGACUCCCGAGCAGCCUGCACAGCCUGUGCCCCAGGACACGCAAGCAGAUGAAGAGCAGGAGCUAGAGGCACUCCGGCGGGAGCUGGAUGAGGUGGAGCGCGGCAUUGAUGAGUUCGAAGCCGUAAUGAAGGCACUGGGCCUCAACAUUGAACAGGUGGAGAGCGAGUGUCAGGAGAACGAGCAGAGCAUGGCCGAGCGGGAGCAGGCACUGCGCGUCCAGAGCCAGGCUGUGGAGCUGCUGCCUGAUGGGCCUACCAACCUUGCCAAGCUCCAGAUGCUGGUGGAGAGCAGUGCCCAGCGGGUCAUCCACUUGGCAGAACAGUGGGAGAAGCACCGGGUCCCCCUCCUCGAAGAGUACCGCCACCUUCGCCAGCUCCAGGAAUCCAGAGAGCUGGAAUCUUCUCGACGGCUUGCCGAGAUCCAAGAACUGCACCAGAGCAUCAGGGCAGCUGCUGAUGAAGCUCGCAGGAAGGAGGAUGUCUAUAAGCAGCUGAUGGUGGAGCUGGAGAGCCUGCCCAGAGAUGUGUCCCGGCUGUCUUAUACCCAGCGCAUCCUGGAGAUCGUGGGCAACAUCCAGAAGCAGAAGGAAGAGAUCACGAAGAUCUUGUCUGACACGAAGGAGCUUCAGAAAGAAAUCAACUCCCUCUCUGGGAAGCUGGACCGGACAUUUGCUGUGACUGAUGAGCUGGUAUUCAAGGAUGCCAAGAAGGAUGAUGCAGUUCGGAAGGCCUACAAGUACCUAGCUGCCUUGCAUGAGAAUUGCAGCCAGCUUAUCAAGACCAUUGAGGACACUGGCACCAUCAUGCGUGAGGUUCGGGAUCUGGAGGAGCAGAUCGAGACAGAGAUGGGCAAGAAGACCCUCAGCAACCUGGAGAAGAUCCGUGAGGACUACCGAGCCCUUCGCCAGGAGAAUGCGAAUCUCUUGGGCCGAUUCCGUGAGACCUGAAGAAUCCCCAGCAAAGGUCCAACACCCCCCAUCCCAGAUCUGGGGCUGUUGGAUGCAAAUAACAAGCACUUGUCCGGGCAAAACCCUGUGUUGUUUUGCAGUUCCUCUGGCUGAGGCCUUAGACCCAACCCCCUCCCCACCUAACCCUAACCCUUACCUGGCGUGACAGUGGAGAAUAUGGGAGCUUGGUAGUUUAUUGGGGAGGGCACAUGGU
This is a messenger RNA of Sorex fumeus (smoky shrew), 2241 nucleotides long. It is a transcript of the gene CCDC22, whose product is annotated as coiled-coil domain containing 22. Gene Ontology annotation, biological process: positive regulation of ubiquitin-dependent protein catabolic process. NCBI's taxonomy places the organism in Eukaryota, Metazoa, Chordata, Mammalia, Eulipotyphla, Soricidae. The transcript has 17 exons. The record is from RefSeq and is a predicted model, not a curated record. Gene Ontology annotation, molecular function: cullin family protein binding. Bases 132 to 2027 code for a protein of 631 amino acids.